This is a messenger RNA of Drosophila rhopaloa, 1680 nucleotides long. Its product is annotated as zinc finger protein 431. The record is from RefSeq and is a predicted model, not a curated record. Gene Ontology annotation, cellular component: nucleus. NCBI's taxonomy places the organism in Eukaryota, Metazoa, Arthropoda, Insecta, Diptera, Drosophilidae. Gene Ontology annotation, molecular function: RNA polymerase II cis-regulatory region sequence-specific DNA binding; zinc ion binding; DNA-binding transcription factor activity. The transcript is spliced from 3 exons. The coding region runs from base 73 to 1257 and encodes 394 amino acids. Gene Ontology annotation, biological process: regulation of transcription by RNA polymerase II.
AGGUGGCAACUCUGCGUUUAGCUAUGUUUAGUUUUUCUUGGAUUUUAUUGUUUUGAGCGGGGACUUUCAAUUAUGAAUCGACAUAAGCCAGAAGAAUGCAAAACACUAACUUACACCAUAACAAAGCAAGUUGCAGAACUUGUGUCCCGAGAAGUCUCAUGCUCGGGGGCUUCUGCUUUUCCAGGGUUAAGCCACUGCUGCCGUUUGUGUUUGGAGGAGCCGCAUCCGAACCAAAUGCUGGACAUGACUGACAUCUAUGACCAGGAGGCAGAACUGAGCUACUACGACUGCUACGAGAUCUGCACCAAGGAGGAUCUCCGCCAGAGUCCCAGCAACGAGCCCAGGACCUUGUGCAAACGUUGCGCGGUGGAGCUGCAAUGGGCCUAUGAUUUUCACAAGAAAGUAGCUCUAGCUAAUCAGCAGUUGAGGGAGAUCUUUGAGAUCACAGACACUAGUGAAGAGCCAGAGAAGGAAGAACAAGAGGAGGAAGAUGACAUCGAUGGAUUCAUCAUAGAGGAUAUUGAGGACAAGGAGGAUGACCAGGAAGAUUCAGUCACACACGACGACUCGGUUACCAUGGAGGACUUCGUGCCCCGUCAUCGCCACACGGGCAAAUUUAGCUGUCAAUUCUGCAACAAGGUGUUCAAGAACCAUUCCCGUAUGGCCAAACACCGGUUGAUUCACCUGGUCAACCGUCCCCACUUUCAGUGCAGCCAGUGCGACAAGGUCUAUCUCACCAAACAGGCUCUAAAAGUGCAUGUAGACUCGAAGCACCGACGAUCCGGAGAGUCCUGCGACACAUGCGGAAAGGUGUUUGCCAUUGCCAAAGUCCUGGAGAUUCACAAACGAUACCACACAAGGGAUUUUCCAUAUGUCUGUGAUCUCUGCGAUCGGCGAUUUGCACAGCGAUCGCAUUUAACAGUCCACCAGAAGGUUAAGCACACUGGAUCCCGAUUUAUUUGCGAGUUUCCCGGCUGUCAGAAGUCAUUUACCUCGUCUUCAUCUUUGAGGAAUCACGAGUGCACCCAUACGGCUAUGCCUUUUGAGUGUGCUCACUGCCAACAGAGUUUUCCAGCUCGUAACAAACUGCGAGUGCACCUUGAGCGCAAACACAAUAAGCGAGUGGAGAUGGAGGAGCUGGAAGAGAUGCGCAAGUUUCACAUUGUGCGCUCCAAGUUGGUCAUGGCGAAGGUUUACAAAGAGCACAGUCAAACAGACAAUAAUCGCCAAAGGGGUAGUGCUGAAGGUUCUAAUUAAAAAGAAUGUUUAGAGUUUGUUUUGAAAAAAGUGUUAUAAAAAAAGGAUUAAUAUCUUAGGUUGUGUUAAAACACUUACAAAAUAUCCCCAAAAGUAUGAGUAGAAUGUAAAGAGAAUGUUAAAAGUAUAAUGUAUUGUCAUUUAAUAUUAGUUUUGCUUUAAAUGUUUUGCAUCCGAAUUUCUGCAUUAAUAUUGAGAUUCAGCUAAGUCAAUACAUUCGCCUAAAUUUUUAUCCCACUAAAAACCUUUGAAAUGCUCUUACAAAUAUCACAUUCAAUUUAUUUCACACUUUCGUUUGGUUAACUUGCACAUAUAAGGUUAGAUAUUCACACACAUAUACAGAUAUUCGAUAUCAUAGACAAAAUAAAUGCUGCUAAAUCUGAUGGUAUACAAGUUUGAUCGCCGCCACAAAAAUAUGCGUUA